AUGGCUCCAGGAAGUGUCAUUAGCGUCUCCUCCUCCUCCUCCUCUUCUCCCUCUAGGGACACACCACCUCCUGGGUCAUCUGAGCUCCCUGGGGCCGACAAGCCAGGUCCAAGUCUCAGCAGAGUCCGAGUAGGCCAACGGAACCCACCCAUGCUCCGCAUGGUGCUGGAGGCUCUGAAGGCCAAAGAGAAACGCCAGGGCACGUCAGUUGUAGCCAUCAAAGUCUACAUCCAACAUAAGUACCCGACAGUGGAUGCCGCCCGCUUCAAGUACCUGUUGAAACAGGCCCUGGAAACUGGCAUGCGUCGAGGCCUCCUUACCAGGCCUGUCAACUCCAAGGCCAAGGGUGCUACUGGCAGCUUCAAACUGGUUCCCAAGGACAAGAUAAAGGGAGCCUGUGCCCCGAAAGCUCACAGGGGAGCCACAGAUGCCAAGGAGACCGGUCCCAAGAAAGCUAGGGAGCUGAAGAAAGACCAUGUCAACAAGGCCAAGAUGGAGAAAGCGGUUCCAAACCCAGGACAGAAGAGGAAGGCUUGUCCCUGCAUAGCACCCACCUUGGAGAAGGCACCUAAGAAAGCCAGUAAGGCAAAACUGGGAGAGAACAGAAUGGGUACCCUAACCAACAAAGCCACAGGGGCCCCUCCCAUUGCUAACAUAGGUCAGAAGGUCAAACAUGGUGGGAGCAAGGUGACAACCCCGGACCUAGGCAGGCUGGAAGCUCUAGAGGCCGUAGACCAUUUGCCCCCUCAUCUCACUACUCCCUCUUAUCUUCCAGAGGCAGAAGCCCAUAGGAAAACCAAAGAGAUGUGUGAGAAAACAAAGCCUUCAGCCAGCAAGGCAAAGAAUAGUGUUGCUUCGCUAACCAAAACGAAGAUGGCAGCCACGGCCCACAUUGAGACAGUUGUUGAGGGGCCUAGGAUGAUACACAAGACCAACAUACCCAUUCCUUUCCAGGACUUGGGACCCAAAGCACAACCCAUACAUAGGGUCAGAAAGACAAAGAAUCCCGAGAACCCCAAAAGGCCCGCGCUACCCCCCAAGACCUCAUCCAAGGCUCCUAGCAAAAUGGCCGAGGCUAGUAGCUAG
Molecule: messenger RNA, 1086 nt
Organism: Psammomys obesus (fat sand rat)
Lineage: Eukaryota; Metazoa; Chordata; Mammalia; Rodentia; Muridae
Product: histone H1.8
Biological process (GO): nucleosome assembly
Cellular component (GO): nucleosome
Molecular function (GO): DNA binding
Source: RefSeq, a predicted model, not a curated record